AUGUCCGUCGACAAGCCUUUCAAAAGUCCGAAGGAGUCCAUCGAGGCCGCCAACAUUGAAGAUGUUUCCUUGGAGCAGGAACAAGCCCAAGAAGACAAGCCUCACAUGUUACGCGAGGUCAAGAAGAACAAACGUGUGUUAAUGUGGUCUUUCCAGCGCCAGUUCGGCGUCGAGUACCACGGUGUCUGGACCAUCCGCGUCCCCGACCAGCAAUUGCUCAACGGAGCCAACACGAUCGGCAUUCUCUUCUCUUCGGGUCUCAACGGCAUCAUCUCUGACCGUUUCGGACGCAGAUACAUCUUCUCCUUCACGGUUAUAUCCCUCUUCGGUGGCAAACUGCUUGCCAACGUCGGUAUCGGUCUGGGCUGGUCUCUGGCCCCUGUAUUCGUUGCAGAGCUGGCCCCGGAGAGUCUCCGUGGUUUCUGCUUGGCCAUUUUGGUUAUCCCGCCCGGUCUCUUACUCCUUAUCUCUGUGGUUUUCCUCCCCGAGUCUCCAUCCUGGCUCCUGAUGCGCGGACAGGAAGAGAAGGCCAUGGCAGCACUUCGUAUCUUCAAGGGAGACAGACCCGGGAUCGAGGAACACCUCAAAGCUAUGAAGAGGGCUGUUGACAUGGAGCAGGCCGCGCGGGUGGACCAAGAGUCAUCAGGAUGGGCGGAUGUCUUCCGCCAGCCCAACCUUCGGAGAACCAUGAUCGCCACCGUCGCAUUCUGCGGACAGCAAUGGGCCGGCGUGACCUUUGUCUCUGGAUACUUGCCUUAUUACUUUUCGCUCGCCGGCGUCAAUAAUGCUCUCGCCACUGCCCAGGGCGCUUACGCUUUGCAGCUGAUCGGCAACAUCUGCUCUCUGUUUCUGGUUGAGCGCACUGGCCGGCGUCCGCUGAUGAUUGGCGGCUCUGCUACUAUCAGUGCCGGUCUGCUCCUCAUCGGGCUGAUCAACAUCACGCCCAACCCCGCCAGUCUCAAGGCCACCGUCGCCUUCAUGACUAUUUGGGGAAUCGUAUAUCAAGCCACGCUUGGAGCCGUCGCCUACGCAGUUGCUGGCGAGACUCCAACGCCACGACUCCGGCAGAAGACAUUGUCUUUCACGAUGGCUUGGGGAAUCGCCUUCGCUGGUCUGUUUUUACAAAUCGUGCCUUACCUGGUGAAUCCCGACAAGGCCAGCCUGGGAGGGAAGGUCUGCUUCGUCUUUUUCAGUACCUCUCUGCCCCUCUGUUUCUUCUUGUUCUUCUAUCUACCUGAGAUGAAGGGGCAUUCAGUUGAGAAGCUGGUGGAGAUGUUCCAAGAUAGAAUCCCUGCACGUCACUUUUCUAAAUGUUAG
Molecule: messenger RNA, 1317 nt
Organism: Colletotrichum chrysophilum
Lineage: Eukaryota; Fungi; Ascomycota; Sordariomycetes; Glomerellales; Glomerellaceae
Exons: 6
Coding region: 1-1317 (438 amino acids)
Biological process (GO): carbohydrate transport; transmembrane transport
Cellular component (GO): membrane
Molecular function (GO): carbohydrate:proton symporter activity
Source: RefSeq, a predicted model, not a curated record